This is a messenger RNA of Xenopus tropicalis (tropical clawed frog), 5479 nucleotides long. It is a transcript of the gene sycp2, whose product is annotated as synaptonemal complex protein 2. Lineage: Eukaryota; Metazoa; Chordata; Amphibia; Anura; Pipidae. Gene Ontology annotation, cellular component: chromosome; nucleus. The transcript has 44 exons. The record is from RefSeq and is a predicted model, not a curated record. Bases 707 to 4945 code for a protein of 1412 amino acids.
UGGAUUUAGUGGUAUGUCUUAAUAUGACAUAAUAUAAUUCUUUCACAUAUGAAUGAAGGGUGAUAUCCCUACAGUGAUUUCCCAUUAGCGGCCCUUCACUACCAAAGAAGUUGGACAGCACUGUACUAGAUGAUGCUCUAAUCACUACCUAUGCAUAAACAUCACCUCACCCUGUGUCAUUCGGGGGAUAAGGAUCCACUCCAGGAAUUUCUGAGACCUAAGUUCAAGUUCCCAUUUAGUGUGAAGGGAAAAAGGACUGGAUCAUUUUCACCCAGUGACAUGGGGUUCCUUAAUUUCUGAAAGAACAUUAAAUAAUGACCACUUUCAUUGGGGUACAAUUAUAAUAAUAAUAAUAGGCUGCUUAGCUGCUGUUUGCUACAAUGAAUUUUUAAAUGGUCUAAAUGGAUAAUAACAGUAAAUGGGUUAAAAUGAUCUCGGAAAUAUAAAGGAUAGAAUAACCUGAUGUUUCAUUUUUUAUCAUAAAGGCAAUUAUCUUUUCAUGCUUACAAUCGACUUUACCAAAUAUACUGAAAUAUUAUAUAAACACAUGGAUUGUUUAACGUCUCGUUUUUUUUUUGUUUGCAGAUUUACUGUUUUUUGUUAAUAAUUAAAACCAGAAUUUAUCCCUUUGUGAAGAAUAUAUAUAUUUUUUUUGUAUGAAGAGUAUUCAGCGAGACUGCAAAGUGGAAGUUGAUUUUUUUACUAUAUGAAAACACUAUAUAUAUACACAGCUCUGGAAGCGGAUAUCACCAUCAUGCAUCCCAAACAGGAGUCUAAGCUGGAAGCAAAUAUUGACCACGGGUUGAGGACCAAAGGACACGACCUUCGCCCCCUGAAAUCAUUUCUUCUGACUGAAUCCUGUGCCGGCACAUCCAUAAAAUGCAGCAAAUUCCUUCUUGGAAAACUUGACAAACUGAUAUGCAUGGAGCUUGAUCAGAGAGAAGUAAAAAACGCAUUGCUGGUUCUUAAUGUAAUACUUAAAUUUGCCAGCUGUAUGACACUGAAUAAUGAGGAAUGGCUGACUGCUUCCAUAAAACAGGGACUUGUACAGAAGAUGAUUAUUUGGCUUGAAAAAUCGACAUAUUUUUUGGCUUAUAGUGAAAAACAGAAAAAUGAAACUGUUCUCAACUUUGCAGAAGAUUUUUUUGAUGUUGUUAUGCUCGUUCAUGACCACAGCAGUGAGGGAAAAAUGCAGAUACUGGAGCAUUUCCUCGUCAGAGCAUGUUCCUUAGUAUCCAACGCUGCAACAAAUAUCUUCGUUAAACAAGAGGUAGUGCGUAGGCUGAAUUUAAUGCUGAACACUAUGCCUCUGGUUGCCAGAAAGAAAAUCCUUUCUACAGAAGAGAUGACUUCUGCCAUGGCUUCUAUGGCUAAAAGAAUAUUAGAUGCUGGCGAUUUUGAUUUGCAAGUGGCGAUCACAGAAGCUUUGUGCCGGAUGACAUCAGAAGCGCAAAGAGAACUCACCAGUCAGUGGUUUCCCAUGGAAUUUAUCGCUGAAGCAUUCAAAAGAAUAAAGGAUUCUGAGUUUGAAACCGACUGCAGGAAAUUCCUUAACCUGAUCAAUGGAAUUUUGGGCGGCAAAAAAAGCGUUGUUACCUUGCCUUGUCUGUCUGCAUAUCUUGACAACCACAAGUUCCAGAUGCCAUGUGAUGAAAAGCUGGAAGAAUUCUGGAUUGAUUUUAAUACCGGUACCCAAAGCAUUUCCUUCUACAUUUCUGCAGGUGCCGCAGAGGAGCAUCAGUGGGACACAGUAUGCGUGAAAGACAGUGAUGUGAUUGUGUACAGCAUUGCAGAAGUAGACAAUAACAAGUUACUGACAGUGGAUCUGAAAGCACCGAUUGCCGCCGGUCAGUAUGAAGGGAAGCAGAUACGGAUAUAUUUUAGUUGUCCUUUGGAUAUCUUGUCUGCUGCUCAGAGGGUGUUUGCUGCACAAAAGAAUAAGGACUUUAUUAAAAAACAAACCGCGUCAGAUGCAGAAACAACAGUCCGUGUUAUAUUUGAAGAAUGUCGAUCUCAGAUCCUUCUGUCUGAAAGCCAAGGGUCCAAUUCUUCUGUGAAGCCUGUGGCUGAACCAGAUGUCAAAGAUUUUGCUGGGAAAAACCAACCUCCCUCUGCAGCUUCAAGCCUCAAGCAAACUACUUGUAACCACGAGCAUAACACUAACAGCUUAAUGCCUACAACUCCUGUUAAAGUUAAAAUGUCAGAAUCUUCAAUGGUUGGGUCUGGACUGAAGAUAACUAACAUAGCCACAAACAACCCUGCAUCUAGGAGAAUUAGGACAAAACCUCCUUUAGAAAUGGUAAGGCCUGCUGAAAGGAACACUGUGCCACCAAAUAAAUCCCGAGGUGGGUCCCCUUGCAGCGACAGAACUCCUCAACUGGCAAAGCAUAAAUCCAGUACUGAUGCUGCAUGUACAUUCCAAUAUGUAAACAAAGCUCCUAAAGGUAAUCCAGAUGAAUUAAAUGAGAUUGUGCCAGACACACAAUAUUGUGCCACAAAGGAUUCAUCUUUAUUGCCUGGUCUCACUAAGAGAUCUGUAAAUCAACAUGAAAGGAACAGGAAGCAGGAAAACAGUGGCGGUUUUGGAAAUAAAAUAAGUGUAUCGUCUGUAUGUAUUGCUAAUCAGGGAAAGAUCAGCAGCCACCUUGUCAAGCAGCAUUCUAAUGAAAUAUCCACAACUCCCACAAAAGAAAUGUCUGCUAGAUCAUCAGAAUCAAGCAUUCAGAAACACUGCGAGAAACACUUGAAAGAGAAACCUAAAGAACUGAUCCAGGCUACAGAUUUGUUAGUUGAGAAUAUCAGAAGAAAGUACGCCAGGCUGACAGAGGAGGACAAAAGAGAAGAGAACACGUUUGAGAGGAAAAAUGUGGAUAAACAUCCCCUGCAUACAAACAAGGAUAAAAAUAGAACAAGAGGCUUCAAUCAGCACAGCCCUAAAGAUUUUUCAACGACGACAAAAAAGCCAUGGAAGGAUGUUUAUGAUUUCCAGUUUAGCGCAACAGAUAAUCCAACGAUCAAUCUUGAGGUAUCAGCACCUACUGUGUCGGAGAGGAUGAGCAGCAAAGCGCUGGCCAUUGGCAAGAAAUCAACCAAAAACAAACAGAAGGGAAAGACAGGCACAGAGAUAAAGACUAAAGCUCACCAAAGGCAUCUGUUCAGUGAUACUGAAAGUGAGAGAGGGGGUGAUGAUACUAAAUCCAAUUUAAGCUGGUUGCAAGAACAACACAGCAAAACGAAACCUCCCAUUGCAACCUAUAGAAGGCAAAAAGCACAGAAGCAACAAGAACAAACCAUGCCAUACAAGAUGAGGCACAUAACAACAAAUAAUUCACCAGAGCCCAAAACAGGCAAGAAAUCAUAUAAUAGGAGUGGCGGCAAUAAGCAUAAUAAGCUCAAGCGUCCUUGCAGAACAGCUGCCAAAAGCACCAACUAUAAAGAUCUCUCCAACUCAGAGUCAGAUGCUGAGGUGCCUUUUUCACCCCCGAAAAGAGAGGAGCCUGUAAGACGCAAGUUUGAAAUAUGUAAAGCACAGAAGGAGCUGGUGGAAAAUCCAAAGAACCUCAAAAAGAAUGAUCUCAAAAAAGAUCAAAGGAAAUAUUUGGAAAAUGAUACCCCAAAAGAUUGGAAGGUUACGACUAGAAAGCAACGGGAACCUUCUCCUUUCCCACCUGAAAGUCCUUCUCCUUCUAUUGAACAGUUCAGAUCCAAAGAAUAUGACUUUGAUGCGCAAGUAUCACCUAGACAUCAGACAUUUGUGGAACUGUCUUCAUCGUCUGCCUCUUCAUUGAAAGGAACUCCAAAUGCGAAAGACAUUAAAGCAACAACAUUUUGUAAAACAGAAAUAAAAUACACUUGCUGCCAAUGGACAAAAUCCAGCAACAAGUCUGGUACCAGAACCGGGAAUGGGGAUGUCAGCAGAAGUGGAAAAGGAACAGCACCUUCCUUUUCUAGGGCGAUUUCCAAGCCGAACCUGAAUAAUUUGACCUUGGAUCAGUCUCUUGUAAGUGCAAAUAUUAAACAUCCUGCCGCAGACCCAUCAGCCAAAGAGCAGAUGGAGCAAGAGAACGGCACACCGACCAAUAAGUAUAUGAAACAACGCUAUAGGCCAGAGGACAGGAAGCCUGUCUCAAAUCAGUCUGGACCUGGCAGGAAAAUACCAAGCGCUGAAGUGAAUACUAGCACCAAACUAUCUGUAAAAAGCCUGAAGCGCAACCACAGUCAUAUCAGUGACAAUGAUGUCAUAAACCCCAAAGGGGAUGAAAAUGAAGAGCCGGGAUUCCAUGAAAAGCACAAAAAAUUCAAGCUACUCCCACGAAAACUCUUUCAGUCUCCUGAUAAAGGAAACCGCAGCUGCAGAGAGACCCUGUCCAACCUGUCAGGAAAUGAGACCUCCACUUCAGGCUUGGAUACCUGGGAAGAGAGCGGUGCAGAAGUAGGCUUAAUGUGCCAGAAAAUUAACAAGGAGUUCAGUAGAAAGGUACAGAAUCGCUCAAUGAAAAUGGAUUAUUUCACAAAAAACUCUCUAAAAGCAGCUCAGCAAUAUCUGACGUCUUUGAAUGCGCAAGCUCGGGAAUUCAGGACAAAGCGUCUGGAACAGAUCCAAGAAGCCAUCACAAAGGAGACUGAAAUGUUUCAGCAAGAAUCUCAGGCACUGAAAAAUGUAGAGAAGGAAUUUGCGGCUGUCUGGGAAAAGCAAGUGCAAGCACUCGGCGUGUAUCGCCAAAAAGAGCGAGAGAGAAUUCGUCGACUCAGAUCCUUGUUUGAGAAUAACGCAGUUCUGAACGUGGAAAGGGAGGAAGAAAUUUUUAAUUCGGAGAUGCAUCUUUUGAAAGAGGACUUGAAGAAAAUUCAACAGCGACUUCUAAAAGAGAUGCAACAAGAGGAGCUACAGAGUAUGCGGAGAGGCCUGGAGUCUAUUAUCAUGUCUGAUGCAAGGGAUCUGUAAGGCAAUCCAAUUUAGGUUUAUUUCUGUUCCCGUCUCCAAUCUGAUUGUAAAAGGACAUUGGCCCGACGGCCUCCUCUUGUACCGAAUGUUGAUGUUUACGUUGCACACUUUAGUGUUCUCCUGUUCUGCCUGUAAAGUUUUAAACUAUUAGCUGCAAACAGGGUCAGACUGGGGGGUCCAGGACCCACCGGGGUAACUGUCUCAGGGACCCCUGCACCCCCCAAUGGGCCGCAGCCUCCACCACCUGUCCGACCCCCUUCCAAGCAUAAAUUGCCUUCAGUGUGUUGGAGGAGGGAGACGGGGGGCGCCCUCUGGGCAUCGGGUCUGGGCCGCCGGGGCCCACCAUGUUUUUUCCCGGUGCCGCGGCGGCCCAGUCCGACCCUAGCUGAAAGACAAUAAAGAGCACUUAUUAGACAUGAAUGCAGGACAAGCAGCUUUACCCAUUCAUUUUGCUUAAACUACUUCCUGUUCAUUGUUCAUUCUGAGUUACAGUUAUUCUUCUAAUAAAAAACUCACGCAGAUGUUUGAAAUAAA